Fundulus heteroclitus (mummichog) is the source of this 1103-nucleotide messenger RNA. Its product is annotated as trihelix transcription factor GT-3b. The transcript is spliced from 5 exons. NCBI's taxonomy places the organism in Eukaryota, Metazoa, Chordata, Actinopteri, Cyprinodontiformes, Fundulidae. The record is from RefSeq and is a predicted model, not a curated record. Bases 320 to 940 code for a protein of 206 amino acids.
AGCAAAAAGCAGGAUGAACAGCCAUGCUUGUAUAACAGGAACCUGCCAACUGGAUGACAUGCCUCAUUAUUGAAGGGGUGUCUCAUUUCUUAGGGGAACAUUUUAAACGCUGUCCCCCAAUGUGUUAUGAACAAAUAAAACAUGGACCCUCCAGUACUUAUGUCUCGGAUUAGCGCCAUGUGUCCUCCAGAAUAUUCUCAGUUUUAGGUCAAAUGUCCACAUCACUUCACCCUCCCCCUACAGUGAGCAGAGAUUGGGACGCCCCUCGCUGCUUGAGGGGGGUAGGGCUGACUAUUUAAUUUCCACCAACAUCGACAAGAUGGCCGCGCAGGUAAACAAAGAAACCCAUAAAUGGACUCCGCAGGAAACCCGACGCCUGAUCCGGUUUCGAGCAGAGAACGAACACCUUUUUCUCAAGUCGAAAAAAACUGCUAAACUACUGUGGGAGACUUUAAUCAAGGAGCUGGACCUGGAGGGGAAGGUAACGUCCCAGCAGGUUUCCAAGAAGUGGGAGAAUCUAAAAAAGAAGUACAAGGAUCUGGGAAUGCUGAAGGCAGGAUUUGGGACUGAUGGAGGAGAGGUAACCACUGUGACCUGGCAGUAUUUUGAUGACAUGCACAAGGUGUUGGGGGACACGUCGUCUCUGGAGCCUCCUGUUGUCGUUGCGUCCUUUAAUGCAGAUUCCAUAACAAGCUUUGAACUGAAAACGGAAGAGUUUGAGCCAACAGAAGAAGCCGGCUUCUCCUCAGGGACACCCUCUCCCGUCGCUCCUCCGGAUUCCCCGACCCUUUCACCUAAAAACAAGCGAAGGAGGAGGACUAACCCCAUUUUGGACUUUCUUAUGGAAGAAAGCGCUAAAGAGCAGAAGCGACAUGAGGAGAGCGAGGCGAAAAUGGAGCGGUUUCUGAACUUAUUUGAAAAACUAAUAGAAAAAAUGUAAUUAUGGCUCUGGAAUUUCUUCUUCCCAUUGUGAUUUUUCCUUUACAUACCGGAGAUGUCAAAAAAACAGUUGAAAACAUGUAUCGUUGUUGUUUUAUGGAGUGAACUGAUGCUAUGAAAUUGUGUUUUAUUAAUAAUUUAUAACCAUAAAAGAUGUGAAAUAA